This is a messenger RNA of Colletotrichum orchidophilum, 1590 nucleotides long. RefSeq lists its product as uncharacterized. The record is from RefSeq and is a predicted model, not a curated record. Lineage: Eukaryota; Fungi; Ascomycota; Sordariomycetes; Glomerellales; Glomerellaceae. Bases 1 to 1590 code for a protein of 529 amino acids. The transcript is spliced from 3 exons.
AUGGCGGCAGUCGAAGUAACGUACUCCCUCCCAAAGGACGUCAACGAGAAGCAGCUCCAGGUCCGGUCCGGCACGGAUAUCCGUCUCCGGAAAGAGAGCCGCGGAGCAGACGUGACGUGGAACGGCACCGAUCCCUUUCUCAAACAGCCGUACUACUACACGGGAGCACCAUGGACGCUUCUCGCCAGUGACUUGCUCCUGUUUCUCAAGAACAUUGCUUUUCUUCCGUGUAUUGUUCUGCCGCUUUGGUCGCAGCCCCCGGCUCGCUCCUUCAAUCUCGGAGUCGACAACCGAUUCAAAGAGCAGCCUCGAUUUCUUUUGAGCAAGCUUCACCGACGAUUUGAAGCAUGGGCUCAGCGCUACUUCCACUCCGGGCCCAUGGACGAGCUGUACCCUUCUUGGAGCAACAUUCGUGACAUUAGUUUCCACACGGUCCUUAUUAUCACCCAAUCAGCCUUCUUGCUCUCCUUGCCUUUCCUCUCCUUCUUCUCUUUCAACAUCUUUGUUGCCUAUGUAGGCCUUUUUGUCGGCAUCAACUAUUUGGCGUGCAUUGGGCUCAAUGGCUGGAUGCCCGAAGGAUUCAUCUGGUCUGCCGACACAGCUGCUGCGAGGCAGUGGGACAUUGACCACCCUGAGGAGGAGUGGAUAUUCCUCAAUGGCGUUGCCGUCGGCAAGAACUGGCUUCAGAGCAACAUUGACCGAAUCUCCGUCACGUUCCAUCGACGGGUCAAGGGUGUUCACAACAAGACUGCCGGAAUCAUCUUUGAUGUCAUCCAAUGCCUUCUCGAGCGCUGUCUCUACUUUGGCACCACCGAUACCAGAGUCUGCUUUUCGCACAUCUCUACUGCUCUUCUCAACCAAGACAAGAAGAAGGUUAUUCUCCUUCUCCACUCUCAGGGUGGACUGGAGGGUAGCAUCAUCUUGGACUGGCUCAUCAACCAGCAUCCCCGCGAAGUUUUGCAAAAGCUCGAGAUCUACACCUUUGGAAACGCCGCAAACCACUUCAACAACCCCCGCACCAAGAGGGAACACGGCAUUCCCAGACCCAAGGGCCGUGCCAUUCGCCACAUUGAGCAUUACGCCAACUCGAAAGACUUUGUUUCUCGAUGGGGUGUCCUCCACUUCAAGAAGCAGACCGCCAAGAGGGACGGGCGCUUCCUCGGUCUCGGUGAGAUUUCGGGUCUCCUUUCCAAAAAGACGGAAGUCAUCAAGGGCGUUGCCAAGACGGAACCGAAACAGGCGAACCACCUCAGCGCGGACUGGAACGAGUUCGAGGGAGCGCUUAUUGAACGCCCCGGCUCUGGCCAUCAGUUCAAUCAGCACUACCUUGACAACAUUUUCCCACUUGACAAUAAUCUCAGCAAGGUCCAAACAAACGGGGAUGGCUCUCCUCUCCCGGGAACCUUCAUGGCGUCUCACACAAAAGUUCGCAACGACCCUUGGAAGAUUGAUGAGCAGCGGAAUCUCACGAAUGGGGUUGACGGUACCGCCCAUCAUCAACUUAACGGACUCAGCGAAGGGCCCAAGGUGUAUGAGGUCAGCCGACUCUGGAAGUUUGUCAAUGGCCGACGGCCUGACGACUACGCUUGA